This is a messenger RNA of Cydia amplana, 1025 nucleotides long. RefSeq lists its product as uncharacterized. Bases 267 to 1025 code for a protein of 252 amino acids. The transcript has 3 exons. Lineage: Eukaryota; Metazoa; Arthropoda; Insecta; Lepidoptera; Tortricidae. Gene Ontology annotation, cellular component: membrane. The record is from RefSeq and is a predicted model, not a curated record.
CAUUAUCAAACUUGCCACCUCCAUCCCUAAGUGCUCCCUUCUACAGACUAACACUUACAAACAAUUUUCCAUUUCGCUACACACUCGCACAUCGGCAUAGACUAACGGUGCGAACACACCGGCGGUGAGCGGCGGCAUCGCUCUAAAGUGGCAUACAAACUCCAAGCGUCCCAUUCGUAGUUCCACCGUCGUGCACUCACCCUAACCCUCGAUCUUAGAGGCACAGUUCUUUUUGCCAUACAGCCUAUAAAUACGCGAGGCGCAUUAUGUUCGUAAACAGUCUUUUUUUACCAACCGCACCGCGUGGAUCUAACACAAUGUUUGCAAAAGUGGUUGUUGUUGCGGUGGUCCUCGCGGUGGCACGAUCAGCACCAAGAGAAGACAUGGGAUUGAAAAGUAUGCUGAGGAUAUAUGAAGAAUGCCAACGGACUGACGGGAUCGUUCCUUGCUUGAAAAAGAAGGCUAUACUUUUCUUCGAUCGAGUGGCGAGGAUGGAAGCUAUUCCAGUUAUAGAUGGGAUUGAGGUUAUCAAAGCUUCGGAGCCUGAAGUAGCGCCUAUAAGUGAAAAGGACAUUGAAGCAACGCUGCCGAGGAAUCUUCAGGAUAAGGAUGAGACUCUUUCAGAGAUGCUGUGGGACAGGAUUGCGUCCUUCGCCAAUUCAAGGACCAUUCAGCUGUCCCUUCCCAAAAUGACAGGACAGGAGCUGAAUAGGGGCGUCGAAGAAGGACGAGGCAAGAUGAAGAAGAUGAUGGGAAUGAUGGCGAUGGGUUUCGCGAUGAAGAUGGCUGCCAUGGUCCCUCUGGCUAUUGCUGGACUCUUCAUACUGGCUGGCAAGGCCCUCAUAGUCUCAAAGAUUGCUCUUCUCCUCUCAGGCAUCAUAGCUCUCAAGAAGAUCAUAGCACAGAAGAACAGCGGUGGCGGCCAUGACAGCGGCUGGUCUUCGGGCGGCAGCAGCGGUGGCUGGGACCGUCGUUCGUACAACGACGUCUCAGAGCUCGCCUAUUCGGCCUACAAGAAAGACUAA